AUGGUGACAGUAGGCAGCGGUAGGGCGGCAGGGUGGCAGCGGCGGGCAACAGCGGGGGGCAGCGGGCAACGGCGGGCAGCAGCGGACAGCGACGACAACGGCGACGGCGGUAGCGGCAUUAGGGCGGCGACGGCGGCGGGCGGCAGCAUUAGCGAUGACAACGGCGACAGCGGCAGCGGCGUUAGGGCGGCGACGGCGGCGGGCGGCAGCGUUAGUGACGACAGGGUGGCAGCGGCGUUAGGGUGGGAACGGCGGCGGGCGGCAGCGUUAGCGACGACAGGGUGGCAGCGGUGGAUUUGGCAGCAUUUCGGCGUUUGUUCGAUGGCAAGCGCGGGGCGCAGCAGGAGCAAGCAGAGGGUGGAGUUGGGCUGGAUCAAAUUAGUUCACGAGCAUCGAGGCACCACUAAAGCAAUCGCAGUUGUGCAUUCGGAAAAUUAUGCCAGAUUAUCUCCAGAUGUAAUGCGUGAUCGAAGCGGCAGGGUUUUUGCGAUUAGGUUGUGUGGGGUGCAUGCCGAGUGUCUUAGGAGGAACGGAUCCCAAGGAGGGCUUUUCUUUGGAAACUCUCUACGUCGAGUGUUGAUUCAGGUGGGAAGAGCAGUCGUUAAUGUGGUUGGCGAUGGAAUUUGCAGGAUUUGGAUUCUGUAUGGAAAUGCGCUAGUGUCAGAAUGUAGUGAUUGGCAGUCACGGAUUAGUGGAUUGCGCAUUGUCUGCGAGCACCUGAGUAUCAGGUUAACCAUGGAGACGCUGAAAGAUUUGUUGGAGGAGGCUAAACGGCGGACAAUUCUGGUGGCAAUUUUGGUGCUCAUUGUUGCUUACGUUAUGUCAUUGACCAGCAGUUCGGUAUGGAUCAAUCUGCCUGUUUCCAUUCUCGUCUUGGCUGCCUUACGCCGUCUUUCUUUCGAGGUCGAAUUUCGCUGGAGGCCUCGAAUAAAUCAGAGUCGACCGCAAUACGCGUUGCAUCAGCACCGCCGUCAGCUGACCAAUUAUGACCCCCUUCUCUCUGGACUUCCGACCCAUGUGGCGGCUACCCGAUGGCGCCGCCAGAUUGACUCACUUGUGGUGGAGAAAGCAGUGGAUGAGCUUACAAGGUGUGUAAUUGAUGAGUUUAUUACUAGUCUCUGGUAUUCUUCCAUUACCCCUGAUCAAGAGGCUCCUGAAGAAUUACGGAUUCUCUUGAAUGGCGUGAUUGCUGAGGUUGCUCAUCGUGCGAAACGUGUGGAUCUGGUCACUCUACUAUCAAGAGAUGUGGUGGAACUGGUCGGGACUCAUUUCGAACUUUAUCGGCAAAUGAAAUCCAAGAUCGGACCUGACAUAAUCGCAUCAUUGUCUAUCGAAGAGAGGGAUGAGAAGUUAAAGUUUGCUAUGAUGACCUCCCGCAAGUUGCACCCAGCUCUUGUUUCAGAUGAAGCUGAAUACAAGGUAUUGAAAAAGCUGACUGGAGGGAUAGUUGCAUUAGUGCUGAAACGACAGGAUUCACACUGUCGUUUGUUAAGGACUUUAGCCCGAGAGCUGCUAGCUUGUGCUGUGCUACGACCUGUCCUUAACUUUGCGACUCCUGGGUAUAUCAAUGAACUUAUCGAAUCUCUAGUAAUUGCUUCAACGGAAAAGGAACGUCAGGGCAGUGAAAAGGCAUCUGGACCCACACAACAGCGCGUCUCUGAUCCCACUUCUCAGAAGAGAACAUCUGUAUCUGGGCAUGAAACAAUUGGACUGAGCCGCUUACCUCGUAGCCCGAAGCAAGUUGUGUCAGAAAUCAACCCCUUGAAGAAAAAGAAAAAACAUGUAAAGGCAAUAGGAGAUGUUGAAGGUUCUACUCAAAGUCAGCCACCAUAUGCUAUAAAGCCUGUGAAAGAGGCAAAAGGAACUGAACAAUUCAUUCCCGACACCAUGAAGGAAGUGGGACCUCCCCCCCCUGGCAGCGGGCCCCAGGCUCUUGACGCAGUGACUCAAAGGCGAGUUCAAGCUCUAGCUCCAGAGCAUCUGGACAAUCUUUGGACCAAAGGUCGAGAUUAUAAAAAGCGAGAAAUUGAAACAAUCACUACGCCUGCGAUGCCCGUACCAGCAGGUAUCAAAGACCCUGCCACUAAUUCACUAGCACCUAUUCCAGUGGAGGUAGACAUUUCCAGUGAGGUACUUUCAGGUCAGGAAAUGUGUAUGAAUGAAGAGCUCAAUUCCAAGGACACAGUUGCCUCUCCCAUACGUAUGGAAGUAGAUGACUACCAUUUAGACGCCUCGGCACUGCCGAUUAAAGAUAAGAACGUCAUUGAGUCGAAUGGAGCACUCUUGUUUGGGGACUCAAAAGAGGGGGAUAAGCUUUUACCUGGGAUAGGCUUCUCUACUUUAGGAACUCCCCAUCCAAAUUUUCAGUCGAUGGGCAACCCAAAUAAUGUUACUGAUGGCAGCAGUCCUAGAGGUCCAGAAUUUGAAAGGCUUGGCACUAAUGAAGAUUUAGAUAGUUCUAGUAGAAUCAGUCAACCGAAAGCGGAAACUAGUGGGCAGUCACCAAGAUCCAGGCACCACUACAGGCCAGGCUUAUCGUCGCAGAGGUUAAGGAAAGCGGUGAAGAUACUGUCUCAUCGUAAGACCAAAAGCAGUGGAGGGAUAUUGGAUGGGUGGAAUGGUCUAGAAGGGGGAUCAUCGCAGGGUCUGACUCCUUUGGUGAAUGCUGAAGACACUUCUCCGGCUAGAAGUUCUGCCUCGGAGUCGUAUGGACGUUGGAGAAGUUCAAGGAAAUCUCCGAUGCCGGAUCCGUCUCGGCCUCCAGUACAUGCUGAUGUUGAUGCCAUAGUGAUGCAAACACCGCUAAGCAUGCUGCAUUGUCGGGUAUUAGUGGCUCAUUUCGAGAAAAUUGGAUCAAGGACCUUUGCUGUAUAUAUAAUCCAGGUGAAAGACACUGAAAAUCGCACCUGGCAAAUUCAAAGAAGGUUUCGAAACUUUGAGCAGUUGCAUAGGCGUUUGAAAGAUAUGCCAUACUAUAAUCUUACCCUACCUCCAAAGAGGUUCCUUUCUUCAAGCCUUGACAGUACUUUUGUCCGCGAGCGCUGCACCCUCCUUGACAAGUACUUGAAAGAUUUGUUAGCCAUCCCAAGUGUUGCUGAGCUACAUGAAGUAUGGGACUUUUUGAGCCUGAAUUCUCAGGUUAAGCUUUUUCCAAAAUCCGAAAAGCGGUAUUUUUUUUGGUUGAAGUGGUUCCACAUCAACGUGGCUGAGUCGUCCAAUUAUGACCAGAAUCGUAACAGACUCUUACACUACACACACGACAAUUCUGUUUCUAUGAUCAAGACAUUAGCCGUGAAUGUGGACGAUGCAGUAGACGACAUGGUUCGCCAGAUUCGUGGAGUAUCAGAUGAUAUCUCUGGGGUGAUCAAAACUGCCACAACGGGGAUACGGCAAAGGCUUCCUACAAGUUGUGCAGAUAUGAGCGACGCAGUUGCUUUUGAAGAUACUCGGGAAUUGACAUAUGGAAAUUUUGCUUCAAGACUUCAUGCUCCUUUGACAACACCCGACCUAACCGAUGGUGAACUUAGUGAAAAACCCACAGGAGCCUCAGUUUCAGGGGAUGAGUAUGGAGGAGCCUUUGGAGCAAACGUGCCUGGGUUGGGAUCGCUUGGGUGGCAAUCAGAUAGUGAUGUUCAUCUAGAUUCUUCGGACACUGAAGCGUUGAAGACGGGGCCACUUCCUUUUUUCUCUGGCUUAGAUAACCGCUUCCUUGGCAGCCGACUGGAGGGGACGUUUUCAGAUGGGCACUCACCCGUUGAAUCCUACGCUUCUGAAACAGUUGCAGACGAUCUGGUUAUUCCUCAAGAGUGGUAUCCACCGAAAGUGAGUGUGCCGCUUCUCAACUUGGUGGAUCUUAUUUUCCAGCUCCAAGGCCGGGGUUGGAUCAGGAGACAGGUAUUGUGGAUAGCGAAGCAAAUUCUGCAGCUUGGAAUGGGUGAUGCUAUUGACGACUGGCUGCUGGGGAGGAUCCAGUGGUUGCGCCGAGAAGAGGUGGUAGCAUCAGGGAUUCAGUGGGUGAGAGAGAUAUUAUGGCCAGACGGUAUUUUUGUCACAAAGCACCCCAGAAACCUGCCGGCAGCAAGUGCUGCAAUACUGGAAAGCACAGGGCAUGAGGUGGUAGAAGCAGGCUACGAAUGGCAGCAACGCCCCCCCACCAACUGUUUUGAAUACCGACUCGAGGCUGCAAGACGGGCUAGCAUUGUGCGCGAGACUAUUCUGGAAAAAGCACCCACCCCUCUUGUGAGCCUUAUUGGCAAGAAGCAGUAUACAAGAUGCGCAAAAGAUAUUUAUUAUUUCUCUCAGUCUACCGUUUGUGUGAAGCAGCUGACUUACGGCCUCUUGGAGAUGCUCCUGGUGCAGACAUUCCCCGAACUUCACGACUUGAUUCUCAACGUCCGCAGCAGUGUCACUUAAACUUUCAUUUUGGGAUGAUCCAUUGCUCUGUACUUCUAAUUUUAGUUCUACAAGAGGUUAAUGAAGUAAACAGAUAGCUCAUGUGGUUCGGCCGAGCUAAUUCAGUGUGGUUUCUCUCAGCUGCAAGAAGCAGUAGUAGUACCAUAAUUAGGCCAUUAGUUCUCUCCCGCAAGGGCUGUAAUUCAUUCAUUCAUUCAUUCAUGAUAUUUUUUUACAAAUUGUCUGCAACCAUA
Physcomitrium patens is the source of this 4646-nucleotide messenger RNA. NCBI's taxonomy places the organism in Eukaryota, Viridiplantae, Streptophyta, Bryopsida, Funariales, Funariaceae. The record is from RefSeq and is a predicted model, not a curated record.